CUAAGGGACGUGCCCGGAGUGGACAAAUCAUGCUAAUUGUGUGCAAGAGGGACUGAAAACCAAACCCAAAAUGAAGAGGGGAAGGCAAGUCUUGUCCAGAGUUCUCAGUGCUCCGGGUUUCGUGCAGUUAGCUUGCCUUUUUAUAAUCUACACAGAUCUAUUAGAAGGAGUCAAUAUCACCAGCCCAGUGCUUUUAAUUCAUGGUACUGUUGGUAAGCCUGCCCUCCUCUCCGUGAAAUACACCACCGCCAGCAAUGAUAAACCUGUGAUCAAGUGGCAAGUGAAGCGGGACAAGCCUGUUACUGUGGUACAGUCUAUUGGCACGGGGAUUAUUGGAAACCUGCGCGCAGACUACAGGGAUCGGAUUAAGAUCUAUGAAAAUGGCUCCUUGCUGAUCAAUGAACUGCAGUUGUCUGAUGAGGGCACGUAUGAGGUGGAGGUCUCCAUUACGGAUGACACCUUCACAGGGGAGAUGAAUAUUAACCUUACAGUGGAUGUUCCCAUUUCAAAGCCUCAUGUUGUUCUGGCUUCCUCCACUGUACUGGAGCUAAGUGAGUAUUUCACGUUGAACUGUUCGCAUGAGAACGGCACCAAGCCCACUUACACGUGGCUGAAGGAUGGCAAGCCGCUCAGCAACGACUCCCGCCUGAUCCUCUCCCACGACCAGAAGGUGCUCACCAUCACCCGAGUCCUAAUGUCCGAUGAUGACACAUACAGCUGUCUGGUAGAGAACCCCAUCAGCAGUGGGCGUAGCAUCCCCAUAAAACUGACCGUGUACAGAAGGAGCUCCCUCUAUAUAAUUCUCUCCACAGGGGGAAUUUUUCUUCUAGUUACCUUAGUGACCGUCUGUGCCUGUUGGAAACCAUCCAAGAAGAACAAACGCAAACUGGAGAAGCAAAGUUCCUCUGAAUAUGUGGAUCAGAAUGAUGAGCAUUUAAAACAUGAAGUUGAGAUUGUUCCCCGGAGUGGAGAACAUGAGCGGAAGAAUCCAGUGGCAUUGUACAUCCUAAAGGACAAAGAAUCUCCAGAAGCAGAAGAGGAAUCCCUUCCUGAUUCCAGAAAUGCCACUGAGCCAGCACCACCCAGUUACUCCAGCUCCCCGCCUCCUCCUGGAAGAUCACCCGGACCGCCCGUUCGGUCCGCUCGCAGAUACCAUCGCUCCCCAGUCCGGUCUCCAGCCACCUCCAGAACACACAUAUCACCCACCAGGUCCCCCACCCCGCCGGGGCGCACCCAAAACACCACACGCUUGGUGCGGACUGCUGGCGUUCAUAUCAUCCGAGACCAGCAAGGGGAAACCAGCCCGGUGGAAAUCAAUGCCUGCGGGUAGUCGGCAGUGUAUGUGCGGUGAAGAGGCCUCUCUCUACCUGUGAAUGUUUUUGGGAGGGAGGGAUAGCAGCAAUGAGUUUGCACUGGGCAUGUGUACAUGAGAAUGCAUAUUUCCUCAAAAGGGAAGCUGCCUGGAUUCUGCUUGUAGCUAUAAGUGAAUCACAGUGUACCACUGGCUGGAUGGACCCGCUUAAAAAAAAAAGUGUACAGUAGGUUCAACGCUUCCUGCUUCAAUGUUUUUUUUCUUUAAGGCACUAACUUCCUAUUCGUAACACCCAUGGAGCAACACCAUCCCGGUGUGACUAAAGCUUUAGCUUUUGGGGAUGCCCAGCUAAUUGUCUUAAAAAUCUGAUGUUUCUAUCCAAACACUUUGAGAUUUUGUGUACAUUAGCAAAGCGUGGGAGACUGUGUCCACUGGGAGUGUAUCCAUCAGGCAUGUGUCUCGAAUGAUAUCUGUGUUGUCAAGGAUGCCCUGAUAUCCAUGUAAUUUUUUUUGUAAUGUUAAGAUUACUCAUUGGGAGGGAAGUUGGCAUGGUGUAUAUAGCCUGAUCUCAGAAUCUAGGCAGGGUUGUUAUUCGGAUGGG
Gekko japonicus is the source of this 1913-nucleotide messenger RNA. RefSeq names its product hepatic and glial cell adhesion molecule (gene HEPACAM). The transcript has 7 exons. The record is from RefSeq and is a predicted model, not a curated record. The coding region runs from base 71 to 1330 and encodes 419 amino acids. Lineage: Eukaryota; Metazoa; Chordata; Lepidosauria; Squamata; Gekkonidae.